Messenger RNA from Drosophila eugracilis, 5758 nucleotides. RefSeq lists its product as uncharacterized. Gene Ontology annotation, biological process: DNA integration. Lineage: Eukaryota; Metazoa; Arthropoda; Insecta; Diptera; Drosophilidae. The transcript is spliced from 5 exons. The annotation marks the transcript as partial. Gene Ontology annotation, molecular function: nucleic acid binding; zinc ion binding. The record is from RefSeq and is a predicted model, not a curated record.
UUGUAAAGCUAAAUGCGGUCACACGAAAUGGUGAAUUGUAAGCCAGAAUCUCCCGCUCAGAUUUAUUCCGAUUGGAGAGAUCAAAGAGACUGGGAGGCGAGACUGCGACUGGCUUUCUUGUUUCGGUGUUGGCUAAGCAACGUUAAAGGCAACUCCCAGGGGAUCUCUUUCGGUCGGCGUCAUUUCUUUUAUUCGCACUCCUUUAUCGUGCAAUGCCGACUUCACAUUCACCCCGGCGGAGCCCCCGAAUUGGACAGACGGGAGCUCCCGCAACUGCAACUACGACCACCGCGACCACAUCAGCCGGCACUCCGAAGAAUGUGCCGGGCUUAUCGGGCGGUGAGCUGCAGCGGCCACGGACUCCAAAGCAACCGGGAUUAAUCCCAAGUGGUGCUCCAAAGCCUGAUAGAUCAGGCCAGGAUACGGACACCACAACCGCCAAGUUUGCGGCGCUGAUGGAGAGGAUCGCUACCUUGGAAAGGGAGCUUCAAAAGGCGAGGUCAGGUGAAGGGCAAGAUGCAGCCGCGAAGGAUCCCGUUAGAAACGGAUCAAGCGGUAUAGGAGCGAGCGGUGCGGCGAAUGCGCCGCCAUGUUUGAGCGGAACGCCAGGGCAGAACUUGAGUGGAAAUCUGCCGCCAUUGUUGAGUGGAAAUCUGGCACCGAAUUUGGCUGAGUCAGUGACGCCAUUUUUACAUGAACAGUUGCCGCCAUUAUUGAGUGGAAACCUUCCGCCACAAUCGAGUGGAAAUCUGGCAAUAGGGCAACAAGUCACACUCAGUACAAACAGUACAACGUUAAGCUAUUCCACACCAUGCUGCGUGACGGCUACUGUGCAGCCAGCACUAAGCUACAUGCAAGCUACGCGGGAACCUCUUCGCAACCUGAUGGUACCCCCGCAAUCAACUGGUUCAUACGGAAUAGCUUCGCCGAGCCCGUUAAUUGGAUGGACGCCGCGCAGACUGCCUGAUCUUCCAGAGUUCGAAGGUCAGCCUGAGGAAUGGCCAAUAUUCCAAUGCGCGUUCACGGAGACGACGGCGGCGUAUAAUUGUACUGCGUUGGAGAACAACCAGAGGCUAGUGAAAGCCCUGAAGGGUGAAGCGCGAGCAUCUGUCAAGUCGCUGCUUAUACACCCGAAUAACGUUCAGGCUGUAAUGGAUCAGCUACGUUUCCGAUAUGGACGCCCGGAGCAACUGAUACGUAGCCAACUGGAAAGCGUGCGAGAGGUGCAGCCGAUCCAAGAACACAAUAUAAUAAAGAUCGUGCCGUUUGCAACACGGGUCAGCAAUCUCGCAGCGUUUUUACAGUCAAGCCCGAACGGGGAGCAGCACCUAGGAAAUCCUACAUUGAUGGAAGAGCUGAUCGCCAAGCUACCACUGAGCAAAAGGUUGGAUUGGGCCAGGCACGCCGCCGUAAUAGGGUGCUACCCAACUGUCGCGCACUUGAGCGAAUGGCUAAACGAACUCGCUAAAUUAGUGUGCACUAUUACGAGCAGCGACAGCAAGGAUCCUAAGCGUAGGGUAUUGCACGCCAGCACCAGUCAGAAGGAUCAGGAUCUAUUUGAAGAUCAUCCCAGGAGUUGCCCAAUUUGCGAGGGGCAACACACUAUCAAGGACUGUAAGGAUUUCAACCACGCUACUCCGACUGCCCGUAUGGAGUAUGUAAGAAGGCAUCGGAUUUGUUUCUCGUGCCUGGAGAGCGGUCACAUGUCCAGGUUCUGCAAGAGAAACAGCAAGAGCAACGUCUACGGAUGCCAGAUGGGGCAUCACUACCUCCUGCAUGACGGGGUGGGCAACCCCACACGGCCAUCGCAACCCCACGGUCGACCAUGGCCAAAUGAAAGGAGCGAUCGCGGUCGCAUGGUACAUGCGGGCGCUGACAGGAGGAAGGUGGACAAGCAAGUACAUCAGCCAGAUGAUCUGGCCCAGAGAAGUCCACUUACGGCAUCUGCACAGACGCAGGAUGCAUGGCGCAAGCGGGACGAAGGCCGUCAGCCAAGUGACGGGAAUGGAUUGCCACAUCGGAACCUAAGUUGCGUCGAUCCAGAUGGAGGACACUUACUAUUCCGUAUUUUGCCCGUGACGCUGUACGGGGAGGAUACGCAGCUGGAUACCUACGCGCUGUUCGACGAAGGUUCGUCCGUGACCCUGAUCGACGAGGAGCUCACCCGAAGCCUAAACCUAAAAGGCGAGAGUCGGCAGCUCAACAUUCAAUGGUUCGGUGGCAAGUCAGCGAAAGAGAACACAAAGAUGGUCAGCCUCCAGAUUAGUGAAGCGGGCAGACCGAAACGCCAUGCUUUGAAAAAUGUGUAUGCGGUCUCUAACCUCAAUCUUCCGAUGCAAAGUCUGCGUCGGGAAGAUGUCAAAGCGGCGAAGGCUUCUGCACGCCUGCCGAUGAAACCGUAUCGUAAUGCGGUCCCGAGGAUUUUAAUCGGACUAGACCAUGCGCACCUAGGAAUACCUAUGCAAAACAGGAGCUUCGGAGCAGGAGGACCCUAUGCAGCCGCCACCAAGCUAGGAUGGGUGGUUUUUGGUCCUGUAAGAAGUCAGAUGAGUUCACCAAUGCAAAGAUCGUGCCUCCUAGCCGUCCCACAGUAUGAUCAUCUCGAGAAGAUGGUCAGCGACUAUUUCGAAAUAGAGAAUUUCGGAGUGAAGCCGGCGCCACCAGUCGCAGCUAGUGGCGACGCACGGGCUUUGGGAAUCCUGAACGAGACGACUAGGCGAGUGGGCGAACGAUACCAAACUGGAUUGCUGUGGAAAGAUGAUAAAGUAAGCCUGCCUGACAGCUAUAACAUGGCACUCAAAAGACUUGUCGGCAUUGAAAGGAAGAUGAGACGGGAUGACAGCUUUGCACGGGCCUACAAGUCGAUCAUGGAGGACUACGUCAACAAGGGUUACGCACGACGCCUGGAGCAGCAGGAAGUGGCAGCCGAUAACCGGGACAAGAUCUGGUACCUGCCGCACUUCGGGGUCGAGAACCCAAACAAGCCCGGAAAGAUCCGUCUAGUCUUCGAUGCCGCAGCCAAAGUGGGCAAUACAUCUUUGAACUCAGUUCUACUCAAAGGCCCACAACAGUUCAAGUCCCUGCCAGCCGUGCUCUUCCAUUUCCGGGAAGGAGCAGUCGGGGUCUGCGCAGACAUAAAGGAGAUGUUUCAUCAGGUGCUGAUACAGCCCCAGGAUAGAUGCGCCCAGAGAUUCCUGUGGAGGAAUGGAGAUGACCGGCGAGAUCCAGAUCUGUUCGAAAUGGUUGUGAUGACGUUCGGAGCCGCUUGUUCGCCGUGCUCAGCGCAUCAUGUGAAGACCAUAAACGCUUCAAGAUACGCCCAAGCAGAUCCUCGCGCGGUUCAGGCCAUCAAUGAGUAUCACAAUGUAGAUGACUACGUGGAUAGUUUCUCGGACGAGAAAGAAGCUAUCGCUGUAUCAGAACGAGUAAGGAAAAUUCAUGCUGAGGCCGGUUUCGAUUUGUGCCGCUUCUCAUCAAGUUCGGAAAGUGUGGUCAAGGCUUUGAACCCACUAGGAUCCAAUACGAACGUUGAAUGGAAUGAAGCGGAGGAGAAAAUAUUAGGCAUGUACUGGCACCCAGCGACGGAUGACUUUAAAUUCAGCGUAAAGUACCACAGGGUUCCCAGCAGGGUGAUGACCGGAGAACGUGCACCCACCAAGAGAGAAUUCCUAAGUCUGGUUAUGUCAACAUUUGACCCGAUAGGAUUCUUGAGCUGCUUCAUGGUAACCGCCAAACUAUUGAUGCGUGAGAUUUGGCGGAGAGGAGUUCAGUGGGACGAGCCGUUGCCGGAUGAGUUAGCCAAAGCGUUUGAGAGCUGGAGGCUGGAAAUGGAUUACGUGAGAGAUUUCCGCUGUCCACGCUACUACUUUGGCACGGGAUGCGUACGUGAACUGCAGCUACAUGUGUUUGUGGACUCCAGCCAAUCGGCGUUCGCAGCAGUUGCAUUCUGGAGGGCGACUUAUGACAACGAUGAUGUGCGGUCCUAUUUCGUGUGUUCCAAAACGAAAUGCGCCCCGAUGAAGACGAUGACGAUCCCGCGCCUGGAGCUCCAAGCAGCUGUAUUAGGAACCAGGCUGAUGGACACCGUAAGACGAGAGCACGACGUAUCGAUCAGCAGAUGCGUGCUAUGGACUGACUCUAAGACCGUGCUGCACUGGAUAAGCAGCACCCACCGGCGGUAUAAGCAGUUCGUUGGAAACCGGGUGGCGGAGAUCUUAGAGUCAACGGAGGUGUCUCAAUGGAGGUGGAUACUGUCUGCCGAAAACGUGGCAGAUGACGCGACGAGGCCACAGCGCCAUGUGGACCUCAGCCAAGGGGCAAGGUGGAUGAGCGGGCCAUCAUUUCUGCGGGAGUCGGAAGAACAGUGGCCCAAGCCAUCUCCAAGUGAUCGCGACAGUCCACACUCCGCAGAAGAAGAGAUGCCGUGUGAGUUUACACUGGUAAUUGCCAACGAGUUUAUAUUUUUGCAGAGAUUUUCGAAUUAUAAUCGAUUGGUCAGGACCACAGCGUGGAUCCUCAGGUUCAUACGACGGUGCCGUGGAUUGAGUGACGAGAGUGAGGCCUACGGUAUUACAGCUACUGAGUGCGCGGAGGCAGAACGGAAACUGAUCCAGUGCGCCCAGGCUGAUACGUUCGCAGAUGAAGUUCAAGGAAAGGCAGUGGCGAAAGGCAGUCAGUUACGAGGACUAUCCCCUUACGUCGACCACGAUGGAAUCAUACGAGCGCGUGGACGGAUUGAUGCCGCCGAAUGCGUCCCAUUCAACGCACGGCGCCCGAUCAUACUGUCGCACAAACACGCACUGGCAGAGAUGAUAGUUCGUCACUACCACAGGAAGAUGAAGCACCAGAAUCUAGACGCGACCAUAAGCGAGAUCCGGACCAGAGUACGACCAAUUCCGCCAUUGAUGGGUCCGUUGCCAGAGGACCGGCUGGAGCCGAAUGGAUGGCCAUUCAAGUAUACUGGCUUGGACUACUUUGGUCCGCUGUUUGUGACGAUUGGACGUCGCACUGAGAAGAGGUGGGUCGCACUCUUUACUUGUCUAACCACCAGGGCUGUCCACCUGGAGAUAGCCCACGAUUUGUCAACAGAUUCCUGCAUCAUCGCUAUGAGGAAUUUUAUGUGCCGCCGUGGACCGGUGGUCAGAUUGAGGAGCGACAAUGGAAAGAACUUUAUUGGAGCAGAUCGUGAGGCCAGAAAGUUCGAUGAAGUCUUCGAACCAGAAAAGAUCCAGGAUGAGCUGUCAUCCAAAGGAAUCGAAUGGAUCUUUAACUGUCCCGCGAACCCAGCUGCCGGCGGCAUCUGGGAAAGGAUGGUCCAAUGUGUGAAGAAGGUGCUCGCGCAUACUGUGAAGGAGGUCACUGUGGAUCAGGAGGCACCGCUAACGCCCAACGAUCUGCUAAGAGGAGUGGCUAAUGUUCCGGACCUUCCUGGAGAUCGCGGAGAGCAGCCUGUCAAGUGCGCUACUAGGAAGCAGUGGCGUAUCGCACGGAUGAUGAGAGACAGAUUUUGGAAACGUUGGGGAGAAAUGGUGCGAGCAUGUCGAGCCUAUGCGCCCAGGGAAUCGUGUACAUCUGUGAUCCGGCCAUCCCUCGUCGAGAAUGGAGGAAAAGGCGUCGUGGAGGAAGUGUACCCAGGAGCGGAUGGAGUACCACGACGAGCGGCGGUACGCACUACCAAUGGCGAUCGAGCUAAGUUAAUCAUGCGUCCCAUCUCCAGAUUGGCUAUCCUGGAUGUGGUGAAUGCAGUUGCUUCACCGGG